AUGGAGAACUUGUCCAUCGUGAGCAACUUGGGUCAGGUGUUGGUGCAGGAGCUCCAGGAGAUACGGGGCGUCGGCGACAAGGUCGUCCACCUGCGGGACGAACUGGCGACCAUGAACGCCGCCCUUCGCAUCAUCUCUGAGGCGGAUCAGGAAUCCGUCGACCGCCUCGUCCGGGAGUGGGAGAAGCAGGUGCUUGAUCUCGCCUACGACGCUGAGGACUGCACCGACACCUACUCCCUCUGCAUCACCCGCCCAACCCCACAUCCACCAAGUGACGUCGCCCCUAAUCACGGGCUCAUCUUCUCCUGGGCCGGAUACCUGCUUUCCCGCGCCAAGCGGAUGGGCAGGUACCCGUACGAGAAGCUUGUGCUGCAGCGCACCCUCGCCGCUGACAUCAAAGCCCUCUUGGCACGUACCACCGCCGUCAGCGAACGCCGCGUUCGCUAUGGCAUCGACCGGGCGGCGCUACCGAGAGCCGCCUGCUUUGCCCUAGCCUCGGCGGCAUCCGUCUCCACGAAUGCUCUCCGCCGUGUCGACGACCCUAAUCAGUUUGUCGGCAUCACGGAACAGGCCAAUGCCUUGGCCAAGAAGAUCAAGGCGGCGGUGAUCCAUGAUCAGGAUGACAAGAUGAAAGCGCCCGUCCAUGCUGAGGAUGACCAGAUCAAGGCGGAUGAUGAGGAUGGCAACAGGCUCAAGGUGUUCUCCAUUGUGGGCUUCGGAGGGCUAGGGAAGACAACCCUGGCCAUGGAGCUGUGCCAGCGGCUGGAUGCGGACUUCCCUUGCCAGGCGCUGGUGUCCGUGUCACAAGGGUUCCAUGCCGAGAAGGACAUGAAAGGACUGUUGGUACGGGUGCUCCAGCAGAUCCCAAGGGAGAAAUCAGAUGAUGAGCAAAUACAUGGGAUGGAUGUGGAAAAGUUGUACAACAAGAUCAAGGAGCUCCUUGAUCAUAAGAGGUAUCUCAUUGUUAUCGAUGAUGUAUGGAACCUAGCAGCCUGGGAAGCUAUCCGCCUCAAAUUGCCAGAAAAUAAUUCCGGCAGCAGAAUCAUUGUGACAACUCGGAUAGAGACGGUGGCCAAGGCAGCUAGUGUCUACUUUGUCCAUCAUAUGGAGCCCAUGAAAUUAGAGGCUAGUAAGGAACUGUUCAUGAAUAGAGUAUUUGGCCCCAUGGCUUAUUGCCUGGGUGGACAGGAAAAAUACAUGGACACAAUUUUGAAAAAAUGUGGCGGGAUGCCAUUGGCCAUCAUUAGCAUCGCCAGCCUUCUGACAAACUAUAGGUCGGUUGAAGGCAUAACAGUAUGGGAAAGAGUUUCUAGAUCAAUUGGUUCUCAGAUGGAGAGCCACCCUACCCUCGAGAGGAUGAGGCAGGUGAUUACACUCAGCUAUGACUACCUGCCUCGUCAUCUCAAGGCCUGCAUGAUGUAUCUCAGCAUUUUCCCAGAGCAUUAUGUGAUUGGAAAAUAUAGGCUGCUAUACAGAUGGAUUGCCGAAGGUUUGGUCACUGAGAAGCGAGGGCUGACUUUGUUGGAGGUUGCACAAGAAUAUUUGAAUGAGUUGAUAAAUAGGAACAUGAUUCAGCUGGAAAAGUUUGUAUUGGAACAAUAUGGUUCUACAAAAGUAGAAGUAGAGGGGUGCCGGGUGCAUGACAUGAUCCUUGAGGUCAUGGUGUCCAAAUCCAAGGAUUAUGGCCUUGAGAAGCUCUUGGACCGUCUAGGCGAGUUCAAAUUGCUCAGGGUACUUGACCUAGAAGAUUGCAAGUCCCUGCGAGAUAAGCACAUGAGAGAUGUUUGCCGAUUGUAUCUCCUCAGGUUCUUGAGCUUGAGGGGUACAAAUGUCAAAGCGAUUCCUGACAAAAUUGGCAACCUAGAGCACUUGGAGACUCUUGAUAUAAAAAGUACAAGCAUCGGGAAGUUGUUGCCGCAAACUGUGACAAAGCUGAGCAAACUAGAGUGCCUCAGGUCCAAUGAGUGGCUUCUGCCAUGGGAGCUAGGGAACAUGAAGGCGUUGUGCGUGGUGGACACGGGAAUCCUCGAUGGCGAUGAUGUUCCAUUGGUUACCCAAGAGAUCGGCAAGCUACCACAGCUGCAGGUGCUAAGUAUCCGAAUUGAGACGGAUGAGUUCUUGCAGGAGUCUUUGACUAACCUUGCCACCUCCCUGAGCAAGACAAGCACUCUCCAAUCGCUCCAUCUGGAAUACUACGGGGGUAAGGACGGUUUGGAGUUUCUCCUUCAUGUCUCCACGCCGCCACCACUCCUCCAAUUCCUUGGUGUAUAUGGCCGCAUCAGCCAACUGACUGAAUGGAUCUCAUCACUCACACACCUCACCAAGUUUGUUCUAGGACGGACAGAACUUGUUGGCGACCAGUUAUUUCAUGUCUUGUGUAAGUUGCCAAAUCUGCAGAGCAUCCAACUGGGGCAUGGUAGCUACAAAGGACCAGGACUAGUUGCACGUGACCAAAGUUUCCCGGUGUUGAGGAUCUUGAAGGUGUUCGGAUGUAGCACCAUGCUCACAUUCGAGAAAAAAUCAAUGCCAGAGCUCGAGACACUUGUAUUGGACUUUGGUGACAUUACCCAAAUGGGCUUUGUUGGCGUCGAGAACUUGAACAGCCUUAAAGAGGUCAAGCUCCGUGGUUGGAAAAGCAACCCAGCAAUGCAGCGUGCAGUUGAGCAGCUCAAGACUCUCUCUGAGUCCAACAAGAUCAGAGUUGUAGUGGACUGGUGA
Molecule: messenger RNA, 2718 nt
Organism: Triticum dicoccoides
Lineage: Eukaryota; Viridiplantae; Streptophyta; Magnoliopsida; Poales; Poaceae
Product: disease resistance protein RGA5-like
Exons: 3
Coding region: 1-2718 (905 amino acids)
Biological process (GO): defense response to other organism
Molecular function (GO): ADP binding
Source: RefSeq, a predicted model, not a curated record